Mugil cephalus (flathead mullet) is the source of this 1776-nucleotide messenger RNA. RefSeq names its product microfibril associated protein 1 (gene mfap1). Gene Ontology annotation, biological process: mRNA splicing, via spliceosome. Gene Ontology annotation, molecular function: RNA binding. Gene Ontology annotation, cellular component: U2-type spliceosomal complex. Bases 122 to 1447 code for a protein of 441 amino acids. The record is from RefSeq and is a predicted model, not a curated record. The transcript has 8 exons. Lineage: Eukaryota; Metazoa; Chordata; Actinopteri; Mugiliformes; Mugilidae.
UCCGUUCGUAAAUUGUGUUGUACUUCCGUUUGAUUGCACCGUUGGGACGAGCUCGUUGUUGUCCCAGUUGAAGACUCGUUUUUACUUCUCCUCUCGGUUGUAAAUCGUCGGCCAGGCAGCCAUGUCUAGCCGAGACGCGCUCAACAUGAAGGUGCCGCCGAUCCAGUCCACGGCCGGAGCCGUGCCGGUCCGGAACGAGAAAGGUGAGCUCUCCAUGGAGAAGGUGAAGGUGAAGAGGUAUGUGUCAGGCAAACGUCCCGACUACGCGCCGAUGGAGUCGUCAGAUGAGGAAGAGGAGGACUUCCAGUUCGUGAAGAAGGGAAAGGAAGCGGAGCCAGAGGUGGAGCUGGAGGAGGAGGAGGUCUCGGACCCACGUCUGAAACGUUUGCUCAACCGUGUCUCUGAGGACGUGGAAGAGAGGCUCGCCAGACACAGACAGAUCGCUGAGCCCGAGGUUGUGGCUGAGAGCAGCGAGGACUCUGAUGAAGGCACGUGGCACCCAGAGCGCGAGGAGAGCAGCGAGGACGAAGAGGAGGAAGAGGAAGAAGUGGACGAUGAGGAAAUCGAGAGGAGACGAGCGAUGAUGCGUCAACGCGCCGUGGAGAGAAAGAACGAGGAGAUGGAAGUCAUGGAGGUGGAGGAGGAAGGGAAGUCUGGGGAGGAGUCAGAGUCUGAGUCUGAAUACGAAGAAUACACAGACAGCGAGGAUGAAGCAGAGCCAAGACUCAAACCUGUCUUCAUUCGCAAAAAGGACCGAGUGACGGUGGCCGAGCGCGAAGCGGAAGAGCUGAAGCAGAGGGAGCUGGAGGCGGAGGCCAAGAAGCAGGCGGAGGAGCGGCGGCGCUACACGCUCAAGAUCGUGGAGGAGGAGGCGAAGAAGGAGUUUGAGGAGAACCGGCGCACGCUGGCCGCUCUGGACGCUCUGGACACGGACGGAGAGAACGAGGAGGAAGAGUACGAGGCCUGGAAGGUCAGAGAGCUGAAGCGGAUCAAGAGGGACAGAGAGGCCAGAGAAGCCAUGGAGAAGGAGAAGGCUGAAAUUGAGCGAUUCCACAACUUGACGGAGGAAGAGCGCAGAGCUGAGCUCCGCAACAGUGGCAAACAAGUCACCAACAAAGCUUCCAAAGGCAAAUACAAGUUCCUCCAGAAGUACUAUCACAGAGGAGCCUUCUUCAUGGACGAGGAGGAGGACGUUUACAAGAGGGACUUCAGCUCUCCUACGCUGGAGGAUCACUUCAACAAAACCAUCUUACCCAAAGUCAUGCAGGUCAAAAACUUUGGCCGGUCCGGACGCACCAAGUACACCCACCUGGUGGACCAGGACACCACGUCCUUCGACUCGGCCUGGGCCCAGGAGAGCGCUCAGAACAGCAAGUUCUUCAAGCAGAAGGCGGCGGGCGUGAGGGACGUGUUCGACCGGCCCACGGUGAAGAAGAGGAAGACUUAAGAGGCGCUUCAACAGGACACGGUGCAGCUUUAGAGACUGAGCAGAGAUUUAGCUGCUUCCUGAUGACACGUUUUCUUUUCCUGGACUUAAUGUUGUGGAAGGGAAGCAACAAAUCGAUCGGUGCACCAUCACAUUUCUAUCAAAGUCCAGCUGUUAAAAUGGCUCGAGAUACUUCCUCCAGUUUGAGGCUGUGUUGUGAAGUAAUUUUGUAAAUAAUCCGCUCGUAACGUGACCUCGUAAAUUGAGCCUCGCGCAGAUUUUCCUUCUUUCCAGAUAUUGUAACUUGACGUUUGAAUAAAAGCCGUAUUUUUGUUGUUUUUACACACAAA